UUUACGAGUUGUGACGUUAGUACAAACUGUACCAAUUUAAAAAAGAACAUUACACCCAAUUUACGAGUUGGGACGUUGGUACAAACCAUUACCUACUUGUUUAAAAUUAUAUUCAUUUUCUUUUACGACCCUUGACCGGAAAUGACCCCUAGACCCGGAGACCCGAACCCUAUGCGGGGCAUUCCAGACAAACCCAAAACGAUUACGACAGCAUUGGUGUUCAACUUCACGAGCUACAGGGUUAAUGAACAAAAUCACCAUCAUGUAUUCGAUGUUUCGUAUGUUAUUCUGACAAUUGCUGGUUGCGACUCGCCGCCUGUAGUUCGUCAUUCUCAUUCACUUUGAGGGAAACCAGGUAUUCGAUCUUUGAUUUAUCCACAGAAAUUUAAAUCUCAAAUCAAUAACCUUAAAUGAAACAAAUGUAUUUCACUUCAAGAUUUCUUGAUGCCUUACACCCUCUUCCUUUUCCUUGUUCUAGUAUGAAGCGCAGGAUCAGUUUUUUCCUAACCAUUUUUACAGCUUUCCUCUAUCAAACAGGGAGUGUUGCUGCAGUGGUGGUGCCCCCUACAAAUUGCUAUGUUCUUGACAAUUCUAGCCACAUUUAUGAUUUUAGUAGCUGGCUUGGACUUCCAUUUGAGUAUGAUGGAGGGGAUACUGACUAUGCAGUUCGGUUCUGUAAAGAUAUGGAAACUAGAUCACAACCGGGAUAUGUUGGUUUUGGCAGAUUUGAUGACUUCAACUACUUUGUUGCUGGUUCAGGACAUUAUGAUUUUGUUCAAGAAUUUUACAAUGGUGAUCUGCAACACUGUGAAAAAAGUCAUGAUAAAAGGGGGCGUACAUCUCAAUUAAAUAUCAUAUGUGGCGAUUGCCCAAAUGGGCGGUGCAAAGGUGGACUUGAAUGCGUAUGCAAUGUUACAUUGGAGUCAGAUUGCAGAAUGAUCGUUGAUCUUGCAAUUCCAUGCGAGAAACCAGGUUUACGAGUGUUUGAAGGAUCCACAGUGGGUUUUCAUCCAAGAACAUGGGAAAUUGUUUACAAUGGCAUGACUCAAUAUGGUUAUGAAAAGGCUUAUAAGGACUUCAGCUUCCAAACGGACCAGAGUCAUGUAUCACUCUAUAUGACAGCAAUAGCUUCCCUUUCCCAUUUAGUACAAAAACCAUCCAUUACGGUUUCUCCCCAGGACGGUUUGGAGGUUACUUUGUCUGGCUCAGCAGCAACAACUGGGAGUCGGCCGACAACUUUGUCUCCAACUUUGUUAAACAUUGAUUGGAGAUGUGAAACAGCACAUGAUAGCCCAUAUGAGGUUCAGCUAACUAUCCCCGUGGAGGGUUAUGAUUCCAUCCAGUUUACGCUUACAAAAAUGUGCGUUGCAGAAUCUAAGCAAGAUAAAGCCGGAAAAUCUACUAAAGGAUGGGCUUUAUUCGGAAUUGUUGCCUGCGUAUUCUUUGUAGUUUCAACACUGUUCUGCUGCGGUGGCUUUGUUUACAACACUCAAGUACAAAAGCAGCAUGGAAUUGAUGCAUUGCCAGGGAUGACCAUUUUAUCUGCAUGUUUGGAGAUUUUGAGUGGCGUAGGAGGAGGGCCAAGCUACAUGCGGCCGGAAGACGUUAACGACGGGUACACGAGUCAAGCCUCGUGGACACGUGAGGCUGAGGGGACUCCAGGAUCUUCAAGAACAAGUGAAAGAACAUAUGGGACUUGAUUACCCUUUUGCACUAGGAUUCUAUAUGGUAUGUAGUAAAAUGGGGGAUUCAGAUGGUGUCGGUCGGGUCGGGUCGGGUCGGGUGCACGGCAUUUUUUCCCCUGAUUAUGCCCUCCGACUACAUUCAAGUGUUUCCCACGUGAAGUUUGGAUUUUACACAUUUAUUCAUUUAUUUAUGUUUGAAACAAGAAAAAUAGAGUGUCGAUGAAACGACUGAGUUUAGAAUUCAAUGUUGUUGUAGAUGUUUGUGCUCCA
Molecule: messenger RNA, 1955 nt
Organism: Cynara cardunculus var. scolymus (artichoke)
Lineage: Eukaryota; Viridiplantae; Streptophyta; Magnoliopsida; Asterales; Asteraceae
Exons: 17
Coding region: 411-1700 (429 amino acids)
Source: RefSeq, a predicted model, not a curated record